AAAGCAGUUUCCGUUCAGUCGGCACCAAAGCGGCCGGGCGUAGCAGGAUGGACGCCGUCGAGGACGCCAAGGCCGCGGGGAAUGGAUACCAAACUGUGCGCACUCCAUCGCCAAGUGGCAACGAGCACUCACAUAGCUGCUCGGAAAAAGUGGAAUUGGAGAUUGAACUGCCGCCGGCAGUCCGAGAAGACAUUGCAUUACGAUAUCGGAACGAACAGAUUUACGUGGACAAAGCCCAAACUGAAGCUGAUACCCUCGAGAUCCGCGUGUUUCGCGCGCUUGAGAGCGUCUUGUGCUUUCUAAAAAAGACGACGUUGUACGAAGCGCGGAAGGUGUUGAAAUUCGUCAUCAUUUGGCAAGGAGCGCUGUGCACAAUUCGAUUUCUCCCGAUUCUACUGGGCUAUUCGUUUCGAUCAACAGUUCCAGUAUUCAUCAUGUACCUCACCCUCAUCUUCGGCUGGCACGGGUGCAAUCACUUGGUACCAAGGUCUCUUCUCCUCUACAAAAUCGGCAUGCAAGUCAGCAUCGUCGUGGAUGUCCUGUGGUAUGCCCUCGGGUGGAACGGAUCUCCGACGUCCACCGGUGGCGCGGACGAAGAAGAAAACUUGUCCAAGGAGACAGCAUACUGGAUCCACCUCGUGCUGUCCGUGGUUGUGUUUGCAUGCAACAUCACGGGGCUCCUGUACGGGUGGAAACUGCGCCGCGUUGUAAACUCGGUCGUGAACCAACGCGAAUGUGAACGGGCAGCGCUUGUUGCGGAGCCUAAGGUGUCCAAGGUUGACAUGAAUGAGCCCCCGCCGAAGCGAAGCGUGUCCCUGGGUGGCGCGAAUCCCAAGUUCACGGCCAACACCAUUCGAACGAGCAAGUACACGCUAUGGAACUUCGUCUUUGUGUUCUUCAAGAUGCAAUUCAGCCGUCUCGCCAACGUGUACACGUGCAUUGUUGUGACGCUGUGUUUUUUCAGUUUCUCUCCUGUUGGGCCGGAGGCGAGCCUCAUUCCGCUUCUAAUCGUGUUCACGACGGCCGCCAUCAAGGACGUGUCGGAAGAUUUGCGCCGUCAUAAGUCCGACUUUAAGGUAAACUCGAAACCCGUCCGCAUUCUCCGCCAAAACGACACGAUCGACGACGGCAUUGUCCGGAGUUGGAAGGACGUUGUCGUCGGCGAUUUGCUCGUGCUCAAGGAAGGCGACGAAGUGCCGGCAGACUGCCUUGUCCUCGCCACCGACAACAAGAGCGGUAUGUGCUACGUCCAAACAGCCAACUUGGACGGCGAAACCAACAUGAAGAUCCGCCAAGCGCUGACGACGAACCGAUUUGCGAGCCCGAAACAGCUCCAGUCGCUCAACGUAACGGUAUCGUGCGAUGCCCCGAACAAAAACAUGUUUGAGUGGAGUGGGUACGUCGACAUCAACAGCGAAUACCUCCCGGCAUCCAUCGACAACCUCCUCCUGCGGGGGUGCGACCUCGUGAGUUCCGAGUGGACUGUCGCGCUUGUUUUGUACACGGGACCGGAGACCAAAAUUGCUCUGAACGCGUCGGACGGAGUUAAGAAGAACAAGCGAAGCCUCGUCGAGCAGUCGUUGGACAACAUGUUUGUCAUUGUGCUGGUUGUGCUGUUUACAAUUUCGCUGUACUGCUCCCUUGGCAACCGGCGGUGGAGCACAACCAACUCGACGCUGGCGUCAAUUUACCCAGACUACCUCGACGGCGUCGCGGUCGUAACAAAAGAGUCGAAGAAGUCCGACUACAUCUUCCUGAGCUACGUGAUCCUGUUCAACAACUUGAUCCCGCUGUCCAUGUAUGUGACGAUGGAAGGAAUCCGAUUUGUUCACGCGCGGUACAUCGAGAGCGACUUGGCCAUGUACGACCCGGUGUCCGACAUGCCGGCGGAAGCGCGCAACAGUAACAUCAACGAAGACUUGGGCCAGAUCCAGUACAUCUUUUCCGAUAAAACUGGCACUCUCACGCGGAACGAAAUGGUGUUUGCAAAGUGCACCGUUGCUGGGCUCAAGUACAACGACUUGGACUUGGACAAGUCCGCUCGCCCUGGAACGCGGUUCAACGACUCCCGCCUCUUGCAUCGCCUCAACAACAAGCACGGAUCGGCCCACAACAUCCACGAGUUCCUGACACUCUUGAUGGUGUGCAAUACUGCGAUGCCGCAAAUGGAGAACGGAGAGGUUCGGUACCAAGCAGCUUCUCCCGACGAGCAAGCGCUAUGCCUUGCUGCGCACGAUCUCACGUACUGCCUCAAAAGUCGCAGCGGAUCCAAGUGCGAGGUCUCGAUUCAAGGCGUCCCAGCCGAAUUUGAUAUCCUCCACGUGAUCGAGUUCAACAGCGACCGCAAGCGCAUGUCGGUGAUCUGUCGCACCCCGUCAGGACGGAUCAACAUCUAUUGCAAGGGGGCAGACGACGUGAUCUUCGACCGGCUCGACCCUGGCCAACCCCAAGGCGUGCUCCACGUGACGAAAGGCCAUUUGCAGGACUAUGCGUCGCAAGGGCUGCGAACACUGACCACUGCUAUGCGCGAGAUUCCUCUGGAAGAGUACACUGCGUGGAAGGUCAUCUACGACGACGCGGAAGCGUCGAUGGACAAAGGCAAGCUCGCCGCUGCCGCAGAGCUCGUCGAGUGUGGGUUUCGUUUGCUUGGAGCGACCGCAAUCGAAGAUUUGCUCCAGGAAGGAGUGGGCGAGUGCAUCACGUCGUUGCGAAAAGCAGGGAUCAACUUUUGGGUCCUGACCGGCGACAAAAAAGAGACAGCGAUCAGUGUUGGGAUGUCGUCGGAAGUGAUUGACGACUCGAUGGACGUGAUCGUGCUAGACAGCAAAAACAAGGACCAGUUGACAGAAACCCUGGAAGAACUGUACUCACACAUGGUCGAGGACAAGUGGGGCACGAAGAAGGACGACGCGAUCUCGGUCGUCAUCUUCCAGACCCUCAAACGCGUGUGCGUCAUGGGGAUGAACUAUUUCCUGUCGAUGCUUUCGGGCAAGUACCGCAUCCUGCCCAAGAAGCGUCAUCGAAAACGGCGACCGAACAGCGACGCGAACAACAUCAAUAUGGAUGUGUAUCCACACCACGAAGCCAACGUGAGCUCGAUCAGCAGCGUAUCGACGGCGGUCGAUCCAUUCUCGAAAGAUUUUGAGCCCGUGUCUGUCCCCAUCCACAACAACCCGUCCACGGAAGACACGAUCGAAGACGACACGAUCGAGUACGCCAUGGUAAUUGACGGCAAGACGCUGGCGCUUGUGCUGGAUAACGACAUCAAGUACCUAUUUCUCGCCGUGGCGCAGCAGUGCAAGUCGGUCGUGUGUUGUCGGUGUUCGCCGUCGCAAAAGGCCGCCGUCGUUCGACUCGUGACCGAGCCAACAUUGCUCUGGACACCUGGAAACGUCAGUCUUGCAAUCGGCGAUGGCGCGAACGAUGUUCCGAUGAUCCAAGCGGCAAGCGUCGGUGUCGGGAUCAGCGGCAAGGAAGGGCGCCAGGCCGUGCUGUCAAGCGACUACGCGUUUGCCCAGUUUCGAUUCCUCAAACGGUUGGUGCUCGUGCACGGGAAUUACAGCUACAAGCGCGUGUCGAAGCUGCUGCUGUUCUCGUUUAUGAAGAACAUUGCGUUGUCGUUCACUGGUUUCUUCAUGGCGCCGCAGACACUCUACAGCGGCCUCCUCAUGUACUUCAGCAUCCUCUUUACUCUCUACAACGCACUGUUUUCGACGAUUCCGAUCGUGGUCCUUGCCAUGUACAACCAAGACGUCAGUCCGGCCGCGCUGAUGCAAUACCCGACACUCUACCACAAUGGACUGGACAACCGGUCGUUCAACAUGUCGAGCUUUCUCGGGUGGUGCAGCUUGGGUAUUUGGCAUGCGUACGCCGUCAGCAGCGUUCCUUUCACGUGCGACGGCUAUUUCUUCAACUGGUUCACGGACGACGAGACCGAUGUUGCUGUGUUCCAUGGCCAGCCGCUUGGGCUGUGGGCGGAUGGCGUGGCGUCGUACACAUACCUGAUUGUGUCGUCGACGUUUCAAAUUUCGCUGCUCACGAGCAACUGGACCAUGCCAAACGUUGUGGGGGUGUACGGGACGUUGGUGUUUUACUUUGUCUUCAUGUGGUUCUUCUCGUCGGCGUACAGCAUCUUUGACGUGGACGUUUUGGAAAUUUACGAAGCCACCAAUGUGUUUCAGCAACUGAGUGGCGAGGCGUGGUUCUGGCUCGGCAUGGUCAUGACUGGCGUUGUUGCCGUCCUCCCCAACUUCAUCCUGCGCGCCGGCCGCGUCCUGUUUUACCCCGAGCCGUCGCACUUGAUGCGGGAGUGGAAUAAAAUGCCGACAGACGAAGCGUACCGCGACGAGACAGUGCACGUAAGCCCUCGCAUGAUCCGCAACCAAACAGGCUUUGCGUUCUCGGAAGGUGCCCCGAUUGAAGCCCAAACAAUCGUCCGAGCUACGUCGAAAUGACGACAGAAUUCAUUAUUUUAUUCUACAACGCCACGUGCGCGUCGUCCUUGUCGAAUGCAACCAUCGAGGCUUGGCCUGCCCAUGGCGUUGCAACCUGGACUUGAUACGUUGCGCUUGAAGACGUCGUUGACUGCAUCUGUAUGCAUCUAGGAGGGUAGUGACUCCCGAUUCCGUUUGUAUGCGAAGUAGACAAGAUUAACGGCGGAGGUCGAACCUCAUCGUUCGGCGUGCCGCAUCGACGCCGUACACGUCGCUCAACAGAGUUUGAUGGUCGAAAUGCUGGCAACUUUCGUGUUGAAGGUGCGGUGCAGAGUGGGGAAGGCGGCGCUGGAGGCCAUUCACAUGGAUACGCUUCCAUCAAAGAAAAAGCCCCACACUUGUAUUUGGGUCGGAACAUGUAAACUAGUAAAUCCAUCGGGCGGCGGCAGCAUCACAACGACCGAUGAAAGGCGCCGCCUCCGAACG
This is a messenger RNA of Aphanomyces invadans, 4919 nucleotides long. RefSeq lists its product as hypothetical. Gene Ontology annotation, molecular function: ATP binding; magnesium ion binding; ATP hydrolysis activity. The record is from RefSeq and is a predicted model, not a curated record. Gene Ontology annotation, biological process: phospholipid translocation. The transcript has 5 exons. Bases 48 to 4454 code for a protein of 1468 amino acids. Lineage: Eukaryota; Oomycota; Saprolegniomycetes; Saprolegniales; Verrucalvaceae. Gene Ontology annotation, cellular component: plasma membrane.